AUGCGCUUCAACACCCUCGCCGGUGCGGCUCUGGCCGCCACCUCGGCCGUCAUGGCCAAGGAGUUGCCCAAGAACGAGGAGCUGGCCGCCGAGCUCUACGACUCGGGCGUCAUCCACGAGCAGAUGAUGGCCAGAAAGAUGGCCCACUGGACCGCCGAGUUUGAGGCCGGUCUGCUGCAGUCUUCCAAGUGGCCCCGCCUCAAUUACACCAAGUGUGUCAACGGCUACGCCGAGGCUAUCAAGGGUGACCCUCUGCACAAGUUCAAGUGCAAGAACCUCCUCACCAUCAAGGCCUCUGACGCCCCCGUGCGCUUCUCCAACGACAAGGAUCUCACGGGUCACUUCGCCGACCUCCCCGUGGGCCGCAGCCACAACGUCGUGAUCAACGAAGAGGCGAACUACGGUGUCGCCGUCGGUGCCGCGCCCCGCAACGGUACCUGUCAGGCCGGUCUCAUCUUCUUCGACCUUACCGACCCGUCCAAGCCCACGAGGCUUGGUUGCAACGGCGAGGACGGCUACGUCCACGACGCCCACUGCCUCAUCUACCGUGGUCCCCACAAGAAGUACGAGGGGCGCGACAUCUGCUACGGCUACAACGAGGACACCCUCACCAUCUACGACGUCACCGACAAGGCAAACUCCAAGAUCAUCUCCAUUACCUCGUACGAGGGCGCUACCUACACCCACCAGGGUUGGGUUCUGGAUGUGAACAACCAGGAGUACCUGUUCCUUGACGACGAGAUUGACGAGGAGGAGAGUGCUGGCCCCGCUGCUGACGGCUACCCUGUCACUUACAUCUUCGACAUCCGCGAUCUCGAGCACCCCAAGCAGACCGGCCUGUACAAGGCUGCUGUCCGCGGCAUCGACCACAACCAGUAUAUCCGCGACGGCCUGAACUUCCAGUCCAACUAUGGUGCCGGCGUCCGCGUCUACGAUGUCAGCUCCGUGCCUGAGGACCCCACCGGUGACUCGGUCUGCGAGGUUGCUUUCCUCGACAUCUACCCUGAGGACGACAACGAGCCCGGCGGUGGUAUCGUUCAAUAUUCGGGUACCUGGGCCUCGUACGCGCAAUUCGACUCGGGCUACAUCUUCAUCAACACAAUCGAGCGCGGCGCCUUCCUCGCCAAGCUGACCAAGCGCGAGAGGUGCAAGCCCAAGAGCUGCAACGCCGACAACUGUCUCCGUGCCCUCCGCUCUAGCUCGGUCAAGGGCCGUCUCGAGGAGAGCCAGGAGUUCUGCGCCGGCUUCCUCGAUGGCUGGAAUGCCCAGGUCACUGCUGUUCCUGAGUACGCCCAGAAGGCGUGCCCUACCAACGUCAUCUCGCGUGUCAGCUCGGCGUGCUCGUGCCUGCCCACCGCGGCCCCCACGACGGCUUAG
Messenger RNA from Verticillium dahliae VdLs.17, 1377 nucleotides. RefSeq lists its product as uncharacterized. Lineage: Eukaryota; Fungi; Ascomycota; Sordariomycetes; Glomerellales; Plectosphaerellaceae. The transcript is spliced from 3 exons. The record is from RefSeq and is a predicted model, not a curated record. Gene Ontology annotation, cellular component: extracellular region. The coding region runs from base 1 to 1377 and encodes 458 amino acids.